This is a messenger RNA of Podospora bellae-mahoneyi, 3477 nucleotides long. RefSeq lists its product as uncharacterized. NCBI's taxonomy places the organism in Eukaryota, Fungi, Ascomycota, Sordariomycetes, Sordariales, Podosporaceae. The record is from RefSeq and is a predicted model, not a curated record.
CACUUCGUUACUAUUCAGGUUCCAGAUCUAUUGUUACGUGGAUUCAUGCGUCACGCAAACAACUCCGUCAGCUUCAUGUACAGCUUGUCAGUGAGCCCAACAAUGUACAGCCUAGGUACACGCUUGAAAGAGGGGAAACCACGGUAGGAUAGCCUUGCCGGCCGGCUUCAACAAGAUUUCUCAUGGGAAGCACAUCCCCAGAUGCAGAAAAGCUUCAUUCACGAGCACUGCUCCUUUAAUCGCCAUUGAGCUCUUCCCGUGGCCGCAAGCAUUUUCCCGAUUGGUGUGCUGGAGGCACCCCACCAGCUUGCCAAGGAGGGGACCCUGCAUCUCCCCGUCACCUCGCACGUUCUACAACAGCUUCAACAGAUGCUGCAUUUUCAUGGUAUCAUGGGUAUCAAUAUGAUAUGCCUCAAAACACGGGGUCAACGAUGCCAAGUGACUCUUUUGCCAUAGAACCCUGCCUGUCUGCAUGGCAGCCAACACUGACGAUCCCAUAUGGAGCAGCAAACUGGGCACCAUGUCAAAAGCUGGCACAUGAGUGGCUCUGUUGCCAGCGGCUCAAGAGUUGCAGCCUCGAUGAUCUCAUCAUCAUCCUGCCUCAACUCUCAGGGUGUACCUUCGAGGUCCCCUACUAUAGCAGACUGACGAAUGAACACCCUCGUGUCAGAGCGAUUGGUAACGGCUACACCAUCCGCAAUGCGUUGUGGGGGAUCACAAGCCUUUCACUCUCACCCAUGGACAACGGAGAAGAAAAGGUUGCACAGUUUUAUACCCCCCCCCCAGUUGCUCACUUGCUUCUUCCCCGGGUUCUUCUGUUUUUAUCAGCAGUACCUAGCAUAUCCUUGUGUUCAACCAUUACUUCUCCAUCAUCCAUAAUGAGAGAAUACCAUGGCUUCUCUUGGUGGUAACAUUUUGCCCCUCGUUGGCUUUAACCUUCAUGCAUUCUUUACCGGCAUCACCGGCGGCCUACUUUUCCUCGCCGGUCUUAUCAAGCUUUCCCACAAGAGGGCUUCACAGAAGUCGGAUCAGAAGCGUCAGGAUGAUGAUGAGCCGGGCCUCAUCAGCGCGCUCCUCCUUUUCUGUUAUGGCUGCUUCUUCAAGCCGCAUUCCAGUAGUGGCAAAGCCAACCAGCAAGGCGCUCUCGAGUCCUUCUACGCAGGCCAGGCUUCAGCGUACGAUGUGACCAGAAAGCUACUCCUCAGAGGCCGUGAGGACAUGCUGGCCCUUGCGGCUGCUCAGCUCCUUCACAAGGCCAAAAGUGAAAGCCGAAAGGCGGGAAGCAGACGUAUCUGGGUCGAUGUUGGCGGUGGCACAGGCUGGAAUAUCGAGGCCAUGUCGCAGUUUGUCAACGUCCCUGAAUUCUUCAGCACUGUCUAUCUUGUCGACCUCUCACCGUCGCUCUGCGCAGUAGCAGAGAAGAGAUUCUCGCGCCUCGGUUGGGACAACGUCAAAAUCAUAUGCCAAGACGCUCGUAAAUUCCGGCUGGAAGACUAUGAAAACGGUCUCUCCGGUCCAGGAUCGCCAGGGUCCUCAACUCCCAAGAGCUACUUUGAUCAGAAGCGUCCCGAGCAUGGCGGUGCUGACUUGAUCACCAUGUCUUACAGUUUGUCCAUGAUUCCUGACUAUUACUCCGUCAUUGACUCAUUGACAUCCCUUCUUUCUCCGGAUGGACUUCUCGGGGUUGUCGACUUUUACGUUCAGUCCAAAGCUGACUUUACUUACCGCAACUGGACGGGUGGUAUGAUCGGCCGUCACGUCAACUACCUCUCACGAACCUUUUGGAGGGCCUGGUUCGAUCUCGACCGUGUUGCUCUCGAGCCCGCCCGCCGAGACUACCUCGAGUACAAAUUCGGCACCGUUCUCACGGCCAACUUGCGCAACACCGCUCUCGGGUCCAUCCCCUAUUACAUCUGGCUAGGCUGUCACAAGAAGCCCUUUUCCUCAUCCAGCCUCCCCGAGGAGAUCAUCCAGCGAAUCGACGCCCUAGCCACCGAGUCCCCCUACCUGCUCCCAUCCGACUCCCACAGCAGCAAAAAGCAGCAAAACGUCAUCACCGCCAAACUCACCCGCGCGAUAGAGCGCACAGCCCCCGAAAUCCGCUCCAAAGCCUUCGACGCCGCCAUCCAAAACCUCUCCGCCAACCUCCCCUUGCCCUCCUUCUUUUACCAAAACCACCACUGGCGCAUCUACUACGACGACCAGCUCCCAAAACACACCCAGUUCAACAACGAGUACAUCUACGCCUUCACCUGGGAAGACUCCCGCGUCGACCGCGAGAUCCUCAAGCUCGGCCGCGACGACGUCGUGCUCGCCAUCACCAGCGCGGGCGACAACAUCCUCUCGUACGCGUUGCAGUCCCCGGCCCGCAUCCACGCCAUCGACCUGAACCCCAGCCAGAACCACCUCCUCGAGCUGAAAGCAGCCUCCUUCACCGCUUUGUCUCAUGCCGACUUCUGGAAGAUUUUCGGCGAGGGCAAACACGAAAAUUUCCGCGCGCUUCUCAUCACAAGAUUGUCCCCCCACCUCUCCAGCCGGGCGUUCCAGUACUGGCUCGACAACUCUUUUAUUUUCACCAACCCCACGUCCAGGGGGUUAUACGACACCGGCGGCUCCCGCCACGCCAUCCGCGCAUUUAGAUACACCUCCCGUCUCUUUCGCUGCCGUUCAGCCGUCACCUCCCUCCUAAACAGCAAAACCCUCAUCGAACAACGCGAGAUCUGGCACAGCAAAAUCCGGCCUGCACUGCUCAGUCCCCUGGUGAGCAACCUCCUCGUCAGCACGGAAGCCUUCCUCUGGAAAGCCCUCGGCGUGCCAAAGAACCAGCUCGCCAUGAUCGAGGCCGAUCACGGCAGCAGCCGGGCCGUGAAGGUUGGCCUGGCCAAGAGCACGAGGGCGCACGCGAUAUGGCAUUACAUGGUCAACACGCUUGACCCUGUAGUUGAAAAGACGCACAUUGCGGUUGAUAACCCUUACUACCUCGUCUGCAUGACGGGGGGGUUCACAAAGAAGUGUCAUCCUGAUUAUCUAUCCCGCGCUGCGCACAAGAAACUUUCCCAGCCUGGGGCGUUUGAGGGGUUAAGGAUACACACUGAUGAGAUUGACGAGGUGAUUGCGAGAAUGGCGCCUGGGACGGUGACGGUAGCGGUGUUGAUGGAUAGCAUGGAUUGGUUCGACCCGGACACAGACGCGGCGGGGAGGCAGAUUGAAAAGGUUAACAGGGCCUUGAAGACGGGUGGGAGGGUCCUGGUGAGGAGCUCGGCUUUGCGGCCGUGGUAUAUCAAGGAGUUUGAAAAGAGGGGGUUUGUGGGCGAGAGGGUGGGGAAUAGGGGGGUGGGAGAGUGUAUUGACCGGGUGAAUAUGUAUGCCAGCUGCUGGGUUUGUACCAAGGUGGAUAACCUGCCGCCGCCGACGCCGGGGGGGAGCGAGGGGGAGCAGAGGACUGGCGGAGAGGAGGUGGAUGUUUGGAGCUUGUGA